GUUAGCCAAUUUACUCUACAGGCAAAAAAAAGCUGAAACAUAGGAAGAAAACAGACAAAUAGAAGUUACUUUCCUAAUUAGCUGAAUGUCUGAAGAUAUAAGGCAGUGUACACUGUUGUAUUUACCUGUCUCCAAAGAUAACAGACGGGUCAGAAAUAAAAAAAAAACAGGCAGGAGGUUGAGUUAUGCAAACGCCUGUCUUUUCCGACGAAAUGAGAAGGCGGAUGAGGACUUUAAAUUAGCUAGUUAGCAAGCUCACGAUUUUCUUCGUUUAGCAAGGUUUGUGUGAUUAUUACUCUCUUUAUCAGAGAACUAUAGAGACAGUAAUCACGGCAGUUGUCUGUAAAUACGUGCCCAGAAUUGUCAUUCAUUGACCGCCUCGGGGCUCUCCCCCGGCCGGCGACAAGCAUGGCAGGAAAUCCGAGGAGGGGCGCAGGUCUCAUCGGCUUGAUGAAGGACGCAUUUCAGCCCCAUCACCAGCCUCUCCAGCCUCACCAACCUGCAGUGGUAGACAAGAAAAUGGUGGAGAAAUGCUGGAAACUUAUGGAUAAGGUGGUACGUCUGUGCCAGAACCCUAAGGUGGCCCUGAAGAACAGCCCCCCAUACAUCCUGGACCUACUGCCAGACACCUACCAGCACCUCCGCACCAUACUGUCACGCUACGAGGGCAAGAUAGAGACGCUCGGGGAGAAUGAGUACUUCCGGGUGGUGAUGGAGAACCUGACCAAUAAGAUCAAGCAGACCAUGAGCUUGUUCAAGGAGGCCAAGGAGCGCAUGUAUGAGGAGAACUCUCAACCCAGGCGGAACUUGACCAAGCUGUCGCUGAUAUUCAGCCACAUGCUGGCUGAGCUAAAAGCCAUCUUUCCCAAUGGCCUAUUCCAAGGAGACAACUUCCGCAUCACCAAAGCCGACGCCGCCGAGUUCUGGAGGAGGUCUUUUGGUGACAAGACCAUUGUUCCAUGGAGGAUGUUCCGGCAGGCUCUUCAUGAGUUCCACCCCAUCAGCUCAGGCCUGGAGGCCAUGGCUCUGAAGUCUACCAUCGACCUCACAUGCAACGACUACAUCUCCGUCUUCGAGUUUGACAUCUUCACCAGGCUCUUCCAGCCGUGGUCAUCUCUCCUGAGGAAUUGGAACAGCCUGGCUGUCACACACCCGGGGUAUAUGGCCUUCCUCACCUACGACGAGGUUAAGGCCCGACUGCAAAGGUUCAUCCACAAGCCUGGCAGUUAUAUCUUCAGACUGAGUUGCACUCGGCUGGGCCAGUGGGCCAUUGGCUACGUCACUGCAGAUGGGAACAUUCUGCAGACCAUCCCCCACAACAAGCCCCUCUUUCAGGCCCUCAUUGAUGGAUUCAGGGAGGGAUUCUACCUGUUCCCAGAUGGCCGGGCCCAGAACCCAGACCUCACAGGGCUGUGUGAGCCCUCCCCACAGGACCACAUCAAAGUCACACAGGAGCAGUACGAGCUCUACUGUGAGAUGGGCUCCACAUUCCAGCUGUGUAAGAUCUGUGCCGAGAAUGACAAGGAUGUAAAGAUAGAGCCCUGCAGCCACCUCAUGUGUACCUCCUGUCUCACUGCCUGGCAGGAAUCGGAGGGGCAGGGCUGUCCGUUCUGCCGCUGUGAGAUUAAAGGCACAGAGCCCAUCGUGGUAGACCCCUUCCACCCCAAGAACAGCAGCAGCGGGGCCUCCUUUGCCAGCUUCCAGGGGCCCUACGGGGUGGAAGGAGGGGUCUCCCUGUCAGUCUCCCUCAGCAACGACGAGGACGAUGACGAGCGCCUGGAGGAUCCCCACCUCAUCAUGAGCAGGCUGGCCUGCACCAAGGUGGAGCGCCCGCCCUCCCCUGUGACGCCACUGCCCCCUGUGCCCCCCAGGCUGGACCUGCUGCAGCAGAGGCCCCCCACCUCCCCAGGGGCCCCGGGCCAAGGAGCAACAACCAAGAUUGCAGCCCUCCACAGAGACAAACCUUUGCCCCUCCCUCCUGCCCUGCGAGAGUUACCCCCACCUCCUCCACCCGAACGCCCUUCUCCCCUUGGACCCCCAGAGGGCCGGCUCCAAAGGAGACCUCUGCCAUGCACCCCUCCAGAGCCCAACUGGGCCUCCAACUACAUGGUUCCCCGGCACGUAGCCAAGGCCCCCCCACAGACCAACGGACCCAGUGACAGUGACUGCAUCCACAGAGCAAAGCCGCUAGCAGCGACCAACGCUAUCUACUCCCUGGCAGUCGGGCCUCAACAGGAGACUACCGGUGAGAAGUCAUCUGGGAGUGAUGAGGAGAAUGAGUACAUGAGCCCCACCUCUCUCCCUGCAGCAGGACCCUCCUGGGCCAUGGCGGGUGCUGUCGUGCCCGCACCACCACCGCUCCAACCCACUAACCACAACUCACGGACUGUGGUGUGUGAUGUGGACUGUGAGGACCCUCAGGUGUAUGAGUCCAUGUGUAACAUCCAGGCCCAGGCUAGUGCUACUGAGCCCCUCCCUCUGCCCUCCCUGCCCCAGCAGCCACCAGAGUCAGACUACCUCAUCCCUCCCCCUGUGGUUUCCCUGCACCAUAUGGUAGAGGAGAUGGAGGAUGAGUAUGAUUACCCCAGGCUCCCCCAGGCUCCCCCAGCACCCGCCAGGCGCACCCUCUCUGAUGUCACCGGCACCUCGGCCGCCUUCAGCUGCCUAUCAAUGGACAGCCCUAACAUAGAUGCAUCUACGUUUUCAUCAGGUCAGGACCCCGAGCGCCCCCCUAAGCCCCUCCCACGCCGGGUCAACUCAGACCAACGGCCCCGCCCCCUUACCCCAGAAGCCCUGCCCCCUGCCGCCAGUCUGUCAGCCGGCUCCCGAGGGGGGCCCGUUCCCAGUGUGGCGCUACCCAUCAACGGGGAGAUAGAGCAUCUGAUGAGCCAGGGCUACUCAUUCCAGGACAUCCAGAAGGCCCUGAUGAUCGCCCAGAACAACCUGGAGACGGCUAAGAACAUCCUGCGCGAGUUUGUGUCCAUCCCCUCCACGGCCCACAUCCUCACAUAGCAGGCUCAACACCACACCCUAUAUACUUUACUCACUGUGCCAUAAUGGAUAGCAUUUCUACUGUGCUGGUUGUGACAGGUCUGGAAGUGCUGUAAAUUGUAAGGGGAAGAGGACUCGGUCCUAUGCACAGGCAUCUAAGUGAGAAAAUCUAAAGGAAGAGGGAGAAUGCUUGACGUGGCCUCUGUAUGGCCAAGCCUUUGACCCUUGUAUGGUCGUUUGUGCUUGCCUCCAGUCUUAUUGUGUGGCUCUAAGCAUUUCCUUGUUUCUGAGUGCAAGAUGGAGUAAGCCGAAAUUCACACUGUGCUUAGGCUGCAGGAAGGAAUAGUUAUGGACUUAUUGUGCAGUAACUGUUGUUGGGGCAAACUUGACUCAUGAUUCCCACUCCCACCCAUGUUAGUUUUGAUUGGGUCAUAGUCGUACAUACAGUUUGUAGCUAGAUACGCCAGGUGGAGACUAAAGCAUUUGAUUCUGUGGUUUGUGCUAAAGCCAAUGAAUGUGAAUAUUUUAGUUGGAUUGCAUUGUUACAGGGCUCGAAGUCAUACAUUUCACUGUAAUUGCAGUAACUAUUU
Salvelinus sp. IW2-2015 is the source of this 3581-nucleotide messenger RNA. Its product is annotated as E3 ubiquitin-protein ligase CBL. Gene Ontology annotation, biological process: cell surface receptor signaling pathway; negative regulation of epidermal growth factor-activated receptor activity. Gene Ontology annotation, cellular component: plasma membrane; membrane raft. The record is from RefSeq and is a predicted model, not a curated record. NCBI's taxonomy places the organism in Eukaryota, Metazoa, Chordata, Actinopteri, Salmoniformes, Salmonidae. Gene Ontology annotation, molecular function: SH3 domain binding; phosphotyrosine residue binding; calcium ion binding.